Messenger RNA from Coffea eugenioides, 1150 nucleotides. RefSeq names its product nudix hydrolase 15, mitochondrial-like. The record is from RefSeq and is a predicted model, not a curated record. The transcript is spliced from 5 exons. Bases 58 to 1026 code for a protein of 322 amino acids. Gene Ontology annotation, molecular function: coenzyme A diphosphatase activity; acetyl-CoA hydrolase activity. Gene Ontology annotation, biological process: coenzyme A catabolic process. Lineage: Eukaryota; Viridiplantae; Streptophyta; Magnoliopsida; Gentianales; Rubiaceae.
AUUGCAUCAUUUUAUUCCGCAUGUAGUAAAAACUGCAAGAAUAGUGUCCUAUUACACAUGGUACCAUUGCUCAGGAGAGUAUCAUCAAUUCCUCUAAAAUUGAUGUUCUCAUCAUCACUCACGCCAAAUUCUUUCUCCAAAUUCGUCAUGGAUUCUUCCUCAAACCCGUCCAAUUGCUUCGGUGGAUCGCAUAGACUAAUGGCCUUGGCCCAACAACUCCGGACGUACAAACCACCUUUAACACCAGAUGAUGAUGACAACCCCAAGAAUGAAAUUGAGGAGCAAAAACUUCAAGAAAGUGCUGGAAAAGUUGUUUCCCAAGUGGGUUUUCCAGAAUCAGCUACUCCAGUUGCUCAUCAACCUGAAAGAUUUAGACCCAAACGAGCUGCUGUUUUGAUCUGUCUUUUUGAAGGGGAUGCUGGAGAGUUUCGUGUGAUCCUUACUAAAAGGUCUUCAAGGCUUUCUACUCAUUCUGGCGAAGUUGCCUUGCCUGGAGGUAAAGCUGAGGAGGCAGAUGCCAACGAUGCUGAAACUGCAACAAGGGAAGCAAAAGAGGAGAUAGGAUUGGAUCCUUCACUUGUUAAUGUUGUGACAUGUCUUGAGCCAUUCUUAUCUAAGCACCUACUUAGAGUAAUUCCUGUUAUUGGCAUACUCUCUGAUAGAAGGGCAUUCACUCCCACACCCAAUGCUGCUGAAGUUGAAGCAGUUUUUGAUGCUCCACUGGAAAUGUUUCUCAAGGAUGAAAAUAGAACAUCGGAAGAAAGAGAAUGGAUGGGAGACAAGUAUCUGAUUCAUUUUUUUGACUAUGAAAUGGAUGGUAAGAACUAUCUGGUAUGGGGUCUUACUGCUGGCAUUUUAAUAAGGGCAGCAUCAGUGGUAUAUCAAAGGCCGCCUACUUUCUUGGAGCAAAAUCCGAAAUUCAAGGUUCCUAGGGUUGUGGAUAGAGAGGAGGUGAUGUAUUUGAGGGAGAGACUAGAAAUGAAAUGUACAAGAGCCAGACUUUUUAACCUUUGCAUCGUAGCUUAAAUUAACUUGUAGUUCUUAAACCUGUUGUAUACUGCUUAAAUUGAAACUAUGAGUUGUAAUAGAUGCAUCACCGACUGGAUACUUUAUUAUUUCAGGAACUAAUCUAGAAAAGUUUCUUGUUUCA